CUUUUCGACAGCAGUAAAAAAGCAGUAACAGUAAAGAAAACAUACAACUUGCAACAAUGAGGCUUAUAGUAGUGUUAGCGAUUGUGAUCAAUGUUUGUGCAGUACUAGGAGCUAGUAUCAAAAACUCAAAUGGUGGAGAUGAUGACUGGGUCAUCGUUGAACAUUCUACGGAAAGUGCACAGACUAUGGCAGCUAGACCAUACCAACAAUCAGAUUGUUCCGAUGCGGUUGAACGUAGAUCAGUAGCUACCUGUUUGGCAAGAAAAACGGUCUGGACAUGGGAUGUCUUAGCCAAUAAAUGUGUUACAGCCUUCUAUACAGGAUGUAACGCAACGAAGAAUAAUUUUGUGACAGAAGCAGAAUGUUUGAGAGUAGCAAAACCAGUUUGCUUCAAUAUUGUAAACCGUAGAUCUUAAUAUAAAUAAAAUAUUGUUCAAAACA
Diabrotica virgifera virgifera (western corn rootworm) is the source of this 441-nucleotide messenger RNA. RefSeq names its product kunitz-type serine protease inhibitor A-like. Gene Ontology annotation, molecular function: serine-type endopeptidase inhibitor activity. NCBI's taxonomy places the organism in Eukaryota, Metazoa, Arthropoda, Insecta, Coleoptera, Chrysomelidae. Bases 57 to 416 code for a protein of 119 amino acids. The record is from RefSeq and is a predicted model, not a curated record. The transcript has 2 exons.